Messenger RNA from Hemicordylus capensis (graceful crag lizard), 4336 nucleotides. RefSeq names its product splicing regulatory glutamic acid and lysine rich protein 1 (gene SREK1). The transcript is spliced from 14 exons. The record is from RefSeq and is a predicted model, not a curated record. Gene Ontology annotation, cellular component: nucleoplasm. NCBI's taxonomy places the organism in Eukaryota, Metazoa, Chordata, Lepidosauria, Squamata, Cordylidae. The coding region runs from base 52 to 2310 and encodes 752 amino acids. Gene Ontology annotation, molecular function: RNA binding.
GUCCGUGUGCGUUUGCGUUGGUGUUGCCCAGACGGCGGAGUGGCCGCCAUCAUGAUGAACAGCGGUGGAAUCGGGGUGCCGCUGGGCUUCCCCUUGACCCCCACUUCGGUUAUCCAGGUCACCAAUUUAUCCUCGGCGGUCACUAGCGAACAGAUGCGGACGCUUUUCGGUUUUCUAGGCGACAUCGAGGAGUUACGGCUCUACCCGCCAGACAACGCACCGCUUGCUUUUUCCUCCAAAGUAUGUUAUAUAAAGUUUCGGGAGUCUUCGAGUGUUGGUGUGGCCCAGCAUCUAACAAACACGGUUUUUAUUGACAGAGCUCUGAUAGUGGUGCCUUGUGCAGAAGGUAAAAUUCCAGAUGAAGCCAAAGCCCUUUCUCUCUUGGCUCCAGCUCCUACGAUGACAAGCCUGAUGCCUGGUGGAGGGUUGCUUCCUAUACCAACACCUCCUGUGAGUUCAAUUGGCAUUUCCCUUGGCCCACUGGGAGCUAUACCAGCAACAGCGUUGGACCAUAAUAUUACAGCCGUUGGAGACAUACCCCAGCCACCCAUUAUGGGUAAUGUGGAUCCUUCCAAGAUUGAUGAAAUUAGGAGAACUGUUUAUGUUGGAAACUUAAAUUCCCAGACGACCACAGCUGAUCAGCUGCUUGAAUUCUUUAAACAAGUUGGAGAAGUCAAGUUUGUACGGAUGGCAGGAGAUGAGACGCAGCCAACACGGUUUGCUUUUGUGGAAUUUGCUGACCAAAAUUCUGUUCCUCGGGCCCUUGCCUUUAAUGGAGUUGUGUUUGGAGACAGGCCGCUCAAGAUGUCUCGAUUUCUGGACUGUCAGACCAGUUCUGGAGAUGCGACAACCCUACUCCCAGCUCUGGAGGCAAGAGGCAAAGUUGGAAAUUGCGGGACCCUCCAGAGCAGGAUAGAGUUUGGCACAGAGGCUGUUGGAGAGAGGAGGGAUCAGCAGAAUGGGGGGAAAUCCCCUCUUCCCCAUGCAAUAAAUCACUCCAAUAAUGCAAUAGUGAAGCCUCCUGAAAUGACACCACAAGCAGCUGCUAAAGAGUUAGAAGAAGUGAUGAAGAGGGUACGAGAAGCCCAGUCUUUUAUAUCUGCUGCUAUUGAGCCAGAGUCUGGAAAGAGCAGUGAAAGAAAAGGUGGUCGGUCGCGCUCCCAUUCACGUUCAGAAUCCAGAUCUAGUUCAAAAUCUCGAAGGAAAAGAUCACACUCAAAACGCAGGAGUAGAUCCCGUGACAGAUCACGCUCUAGUCAGAAGGAGAGGCGCAGAACUCCACCCCAAAAACGCUCGAAGUCUGAAGGACAGAGGUCAAGAAGCCGUUCUCGUUCUCGAGAGAAGAAGAAGGAAAGCAAAGAGAGAAUCAGAGAAAAAGAAAAGGUUAGAGAGAGAGACAGAGAGAAAGAAAAAGAGCGAGAUCGGGACAGAGACAAAGACAGGAGCAGAGACAAGGAUAGGAGCAGAGAUCAAGAGAGAGAAAGAGACAAAGAGAAGGUCAAGGAUAGAGACAAGGAUCGAGUGAAAGAUAAAGACAAGGAUAGAGGGAAGGACCGAGAUAAGGAAAAAGACAGGGAGAAGGAAAAGCAGAAAGACAAAGAGAAAGUGGCAGACAUAGAAAAAGACAAGGCAGAUGACCCAGACAAAGAACGGGAAAAGAAUAAAGAGAAGGAGGGAGACAAGGAGAAAGAUGACAAAGAACAGAUAAAGGAAAAAGAAGAUGGCAAAGAGAAAGAACAGGGGAAAGAAAGAGAGGGGGAGAAAAACAGUGAGAAAGAAGGAGAGCGGGAGAAAGAUAAAGGAAAAGAGAAGGAUAAGGAGAGGGAACGAGAGAGAGAGAGAGAUGAAAAAAGGAAGAAGGAGAAAAGAUCCAGGACCCCUCCCAGAAGCUACAGUUCUUCAAGAAGAUCACGCAGUUCCAGCAGAGAUAGACGAAAGAGGAAGAGCCGAAGUCCCUCAAAGUCUCCCAGACUCUCCAAAACCACAAAAAGGAAAUCUUCCCGCUCUCCAUCUCCAAGGAGAAACAAGAAAGACAAAAAGAAAGAGAAAGAGAGAGAAUCAAGUAUUGAUAGACGAGAAAGGGAGCAGUCUACCUCCAAGAAAAAGAGUAGCAAGGACAAAGACGUCAAAGAAAAAUCUGAUAAAACCACAACAUUGAAGGAUAAAGAUCUUCCUAAGGAGAAUCAGGAUGCUGAAGUUGACAAACCAGAGAAGGAAGAUACAGCAGUUGCAGAAGAUGUCAAACUACAACAAAAUGGAAACUGUCAACCAAAUGAAGAAAAUCUUCCCAUUAAAACAGAAGAUGUGUAGAGUACUGAAUGGACCUGACUCAACUGUGGAAAGAAAUAUAAAACUUUUUUUCCUCCUUUCUCUCCCAAUACCCUUCACCCUCCAAAAGGGGAUAAAAAGUACCAAGCAAUCAACUGGACAUGUUGUAUUGUGCUAGCAGCUCUUCUGUUUCUUGUGGUGGUUUUGGUAAUAUUGAAGACAAGCAAGAAGCCACACUGACCAAUAGGAUAUGCUGUGACAAAAAGCCAAUGGCAUCAGACUUGAUCAUCUGUAGGAAUCCGUGCAUUUCUGUGGUGAUAGGAUUGGCCAACAUCUGUUGCAAAUAAGUGGAAAGAUAUAACCUAUACUACCCAGAAAAUCUGCUGGAAUGCAUUGGAAGCUGUUAAAAUAUUGAUAGUUUAAUGAAUUUUAUGUUUUACUUUGUGGAUUUUUAAACUAAACUCCAUGUGGUAUGUUUUGAUAAUGUGAUUGAAAAUGUUGCAGAAAUACACACGCUUCCCUUGUUGUUGUAAAUGACAGUGAUGAAAAGUUUUAACCUAACACAGUUUUACAGUUAAUUGUGUUGAUGCCCACAAUGGCAAAUGAAGAUUCUUCUUUUGUUGCUUGUGACUUUCUUUUUUAUACUUUUAAGUAAUUUCCUUAUAAAUAGUUCUAAAAUCUUUCUCUUAUUAGUAGUUGACUGGUGCAUGCUAUUGUUCUGAUUCUAUAAAGAGCGGCCAUGUUUAUGUUGAAUUUCCAUUCUUUCAACUAUAAGCACAUCUGUGUAGUGAUCUCCAAACAACUGGCUUUGUACUGCAGUGUGCCCAGUCACCUGCAAAUAGGACAGAUACCUGUAAUGAAAAUAAAUGUUUGCUUUCAAACUGGGAUGUGGGAGCACAAGCUGAUGCUUUAGUGCCUUUGAAACACAGAAUAGUGAUUUCUGUAAACGUAUGUACUCUAACCCCCUCUUUGUUGAAUUUCCCUUGAUUUUCUUUAUGAUUUUGUCACAUGAGUAAACAAAAAUCUGAGAGGUCUGUCAGUUUUGCCAGUCCUUUGGUUAUUUUAGGAACAGAUUAAAGAUCUGUUCAAAUGGGAAAAGAGGUGCAAUAUUGAAAUCACUUUUCAAGGGUCCUUGUAAGGUAGGCACAACCCAAUUUACAAUUCAGUUAAUCUAUAAGUUACUGUACUAUAAGCCAGGUCUGAAUUGAACAGUUCUAGAUAACAAGUAUUUCAUCUUAACUGGGUUGUGGAACUGGGCUGAAUGUCUAACAUUGAAAUCAAAGGUGCCCUCUAAACAUCCUGUCUUGGACAUCCUCAAGAGCAGCUUCUUCACAUCUCUAACACCAGUUGUGUAAUGUGACAGAAACAGUUUGCAAGUUCUUGGAAGAUAACAGCACCAGUUCCUGUUUAGUUGCUGGAAAUAGCCUCUGAGAGAACAUCACAUGGGAAAUACAACUCCUUUCUGAACUCACUGCAGCACUGUAAGAUUCAACAAAAAGUAAUACCUUAAACAUGAUUACAUUAAAAUCACGAACUAUUUUUAGUGUAACAUACAUACAAUCAGAUUGCCUUACCUCAUGGAAAAGAGUUAACGGAAAAGCCAAGUAUAUUAGUGACUUGCUUUCAAUUUGAGUUUUCCAAAUAGUAGUAAAAAGCUAUAGAAAUGUAAACAUUUUAUGGUGAAUGGAAAAACCUAAACCACACCGUAAGGUAAUAAAACCCAGUUUAAUUGUGGCACUGCUUUAAUUGCCCUUUUUACCCCCUUAUAGCCUAAAGGGUUUUGUGUUUUGUUCUCGUUUUGGCCUCUGUGUACAUGAAAACUAUAGUGUAUGCUUUACCAUGUAAAGUAUGAACAGUCAUUUUUGUGAUGUUUAAGCCACAUGCAGUUGGCUGGCAAGCAGCGUAUUCUGAUGAUAAAGGAAUGACAAAUCUCAUCUGCUUCUUGAAAGACUGAAAGAUUGUGUCUUGGAACAGCAGCUGUCAUAUUUAUGAUGUAUAAGUAGCAUAGAGCAAAGAUUGUAUACUUGUUAUCUUUGGUACCAUCACUAAUAAAAUUAAGUAUUUUAGA